AUGGCUAACGAUGGAAAUGAUACUGGAUCAUCAUCCAAUGGAAUCGAUCCAAUGGAAAGGAUUGUGGAGAGAGCUAUUACCAGAGACUCAAACCCAUUACUGGUUGAAGCUUUGGUUAAAGAAAUGGAAAAGAUUUUUCAUGCCCUACCCUGCACAGAAGAACAAAAAGUAUCCUUCGCCACUUUCACUUUCAAGGAAAAUGCGCAUGAAUGGUGGCUCCUCACCUUAGAACAGGAAGAGAUCAUGACUUGGGAAAGAUUCCUAGAGGUGUUCUAUGAAAAGUAUUUUCCAGAAUCACUAUGGGAGCAGAAGGCAUCUGAGUACCAACAUUUGAGGCAAGGAACAAUGUCAGUGGCGAAAUAUGAAAGUAAGUUCACACAACUAGCACGAUUUGCAUCGUAUGUUAUUCCAACAGAAGCCCGAAAAGCAAGGAAAUUCGAAGCAAGAUUACAUGCAGAAAUCAAAGAUAGGCUCGAGGUUCUGAAACUACCAACCUAUGCAGAGGGGGUGGAUCGAGCAUAUAUCACUGAAAAAGGAAUUAAAAUUGCACGUUCCAGUGGAAUGGGUCAAAAGAGGCGGUUUUGGGAAUCAGUCUAA
Molecule: messenger RNA, 597 nt
Organism: Camellia sinensis
Lineage: Eukaryota; Viridiplantae; Streptophyta; Magnoliopsida; Ericales; Theaceae
Source: RefSeq, a predicted model, not a curated record